AUGUUUCAUCUGCAUUCUUCUUGCAUUUCAUUUCUCUUUCCAUGCUUCUUUCAUAAUCUUUUUUCUUCCAUUUUAUUUUCAUGUUUCAUCUGCAUUCUUCUUUGCCUUUUCAUUUCUCCUUGCCAUGCUUCUUUCAUAAUUUUUUUCUUCCAUUUUAUUUUCAUGUUUUCAUCUGCAUUCUUUUGCCUUUCAUUUUUCUUCCAUUUCUUUCAUAAUCUUUUCUUCCAUUUUAUUUUUGUUUCAUCUGCAUUUUCUUGCCUUUUUUUUCUCUCUUUCCAUGCUUUUCAUAAUUUUUUUCAUUUUAUUUUCUGUUUCAUCUGCAUUCUUCUUGCCUUUUUCAUUUCUCUCUUUCCAUGCUUCUUUCAUAAUUUUUUCUUCCAUUUUAUUUUCAUGUUUGCAUUCUCAUUUUCAUUUUCUCUUUUCCAUUUUUUCAUUUUUCUUCCAUUUUAUUUUCAUGUUUCAUCUGCAUUCUUCUUUUUUCAUAAUUUUUUCUUCCAUUUUUUUAUUUUCAUUUUCAUGUUUCAUUUUAUUUUGCAUCUCUUCUUCUUGCCUUUUUCAUUUCUCUCUUCCAUGCUUUCUUCUUUUUUCAUAAUUUUUUUUUCUUCCAUUUUAUUUUCAUGUUUUUUCUUUUCAUCUGCAUUCUUCUUGCCUUUUUCAUUUCUCUCUUUCCAUGCUUCUCUUUUUCUUCCAUUUUAUUUUCAUUUUCAUCUGCAUUCUUUUCUUGCCUUUUCAUUUUCUCUUUUCCAUGCUUCUUUCAUAAUUUUUUUCCCAUUUUAUUUUCAUGUUUCAUCUGCAUUCUUUUUUUUUCAUUUCUCUCUUUCCAUGCUUUUAUUUCAUAAUUUUUUUCUUCCAUUUUAUUUUUCAUGUUUCAUCUGCAUUCUUUUUUUUCUUCCAUUUUUAUUUUCAUGUUUUCUGCAUUUUCUUGCUUUUUCAUUUCCAUGCUUCUUUCAUAAUUUUUUUCUUUUAUUUUCAUGUUUCAUCUGCAAUCCUUUUCAUUUCUCCUUUCCAUUUUUUUCAUUUUUUUUUCUUCCAUUUUUAUUUUCAUGUUUCAUCUGCAUUUUCUUUUUUUCAUUUCUCUCUGUUCUUCUUCCCAUUUUAUUUUCAUGUUUCAUCUGCAUUCUUCUUGCCUUUUUCAUUUCUCUCUUUCCAUGCUUCUUUCAUAAUUUUUUUCUUCCAUUUUAUUUUCAUGUUUCAUCUGCAUUCUUCUUGCCUUUUUCAUUUCUCUCUUUCCAUGCUUCUUUCAUAAUUUUUUUCUUCCAUUUUAUUUUCAUGUUUCUUCAUUUUCUUGCCUUUUUCAUUUCUCUCUUUCCAUGCUUCUUUUCAUAA
This is a messenger RNA of Acanthosepion pharaonis, 1326 nucleotides long. NCBI's taxonomy places the organism in Eukaryota, Metazoa, Mollusca, Cephalopoda, Sepiida, Sepiidae. The record is from the annotation of a GenBank genome assembly.